GCGUGUGUGGCUGGGGGAAGCCAUUGCCUGUUUAAUAGUUGCUGUUGCUGCACUUCCGCUUCUCUCCCAGCGAGAGAGAGACACGAGUGGCCAGGCCCAGCCGCAGCCGCAGCAGCAGCCGCGGCGGCGGCACGGAGGAGCCAGACACAAAGAGAGGGGCCGUUUGCGGGGUGGGGUGGGGGGUUCGCUAUGUCGGAUGACGAUUCGAGGGCCAGCACCAGCUCCUCCUCAUCUUCGUCCUCCAACCAGCAAACCGAGAAAGAAACAAACACCCCCAAGAAGAAGGAGAGUAAAGUCAGCAUGAGCAAAAACUCCAAGCUCCUCUCCACCAGCGCCAAGAGGAUUCAGAAGGAACUGGCAGACAUCACUUUAGACCCUCCACCCAACUGCAGUGCUGGCCCCAAAGGUGAUAACAUCUAUGAAUGGAGAUCAACCAUUCUAGGGCCUCCAGGAUCUGUGUACGAAGGUGGUGUGUUUUUCCUUGAUAUCACUUUUACACCAGAAUAUCCCUUCAAGCCUCCAAAGGUUACAUUUCGAACAAGAAUCUAUCACUGUAAUAUUAAUAGUCAAGGAGUUAUUUGCUUGGACAUAUUGAAAGAUAAUUGGAGUCCAGCACUAACCAUUUCUAAAGUUCUCCUUUCUAUCUGCUCACUUCUUACAGACUGUAAUCCUGCCGACCCUUUGGUGGGAAGUAUUGCCACUCAGUAUAUGACCAACAGAGCAGAACAUGACAGAAUGGCCAGACAGUGGACCAAGAGAUACGCUACAUAAAUUGGGUUUUCACAAUUCUUACAUUAUUUGUCUGUCACAGAAGAGAGCUGCUUAUGAUUUUGAAGGGGUGGGGGAGGGUGGGAGCUGGUAAAGAGUAGGGUAUUUCUAUAACAGAUAUUAUUCAGUCUUAUUUCCUAAGAUUUUGUUGUAACUUAAGGUAUCUUGCUACAGUAGACAAAAUUGGUAAUAGAAACUUUUAAAACUGUCAUUAGUUCUGCAAUAUUAGCUGAAAUGUAGUACAGAAAAGAAUGUACAUUUAGACAUUUGGGUUCAAUUGCUUAUAGUCUAAUUUUAAAACAGCUUAAUUUUGUACAGGUUACACAUAUGGCCAUUUAUGUAAAAGUCCUAAGACUACAUACUUUUUGUUUUAAAAAAAAAUUUGGAAUUUUUUCCCCCUUCUUGAAAGGGAACAUUGCUAUUCAACAGUUUGUAGACACUGUCAUCUCAUAUGUAUAAGACACCAUGUAGAAAAUCAGUAGUUAAUGUAUUUUAUUUUAUAUGCAAAUCUUUAAAGAUUUAAAUCAGGACUUGUGAAAACCUGUAGUGAAAUACCUUAAGCUGUUAAGGCGUGGAAUAGGAGUCACUCAGUGGAUUGGUUAUAUGUUGUAGACUUCUUACGUCUGCAUUUGUUACUGUGCUAAUAAACAAUAUUAAAAACAACCA
Molecule: messenger RNA, 1434 nt
Organism: Sciurus carolinensis (gray squirrel)
Lineage: Eukaryota; Metazoa; Chordata; Mammalia; Rodentia; Sciuridae
Gene: Ube2e1
Product: ubiquitin conjugating enzyme E2 E1
Exons: 6
Coding region: 190-771 (193 amino acids)
Biological process (GO): protein polyubiquitination
Cellular component (GO): nucleus
Molecular function (GO): ubiquitin conjugating enzyme activity
Source: RefSeq, a predicted model, not a curated record